AAAAGGGGGUUUAUUUGUCUUACACAUCCGGAUCCCAUUCCCUUAUCAAAGGAAGUCAGGGCAGGAACUCCAGGCAGGAACUGAAGCAGAAGCCAUGGGGAGUGAUGCUAACUGGCUUGCUUUUCAUGGCCUGCUCAGCCUGCUUUUCUUACAGCACCCAGGAUCACCUGCAGGAGAUGGCCCUGCCCACAGUGAGCUGGGCCCUCCCAUGUCAGUCACCAGUCAAGAACACAUCCUGCAGGCUCACCCACAGGCAAUCGAUGGAGGCGUUUUCUCAGUCCAGUUCCUCUUUCCAGACAACUCUUGCUUGGGUCACACUGCCAGUGAUGGUGACGAUGGUGACGAUGCUAACCAGAACACAGGCAGAACAGCUUUGUGGACUGAGCCAUCUCUGCACUUCUCCUGUCCCUUCUCCUCUCAGAACUACAUUUUCUUAGUGAUUCUAACUUUAUCCGUGUCAAUGGCUGAUGCAAUGUUUGCAUCUCAGCCAUUACUCAAACAUCCAGAGUCCUCAGAAUCCUGAACUUGAAGGAGAAAGACCAGGACAUUUACUACUGCAGUUUAUCUGCAAACAAGAGAAGGCAGGAAGAGCUGGCAGUCGAUUGAUGGGACCCAACUCACAAUCUCCAAUGCAGGCAGCACCACCAUGAGGAACCCCUCCACACUCCCCUCUGCAGUCACCACAGCUGGAAGCAGGGACACAGAGGGUAAGAGGAGCCCUUCACUGGUGAUCCUGGGACCCAUGGUCGGGAUGGUGGUGACCAAGGCAGUGCUCAUAACCGCCAUCUCUGUGUUGCUGAUCUUCCUCUGGUGGAAGAAAAGUGUCCUCCCUGGGCCUCCUCUUCUGCCUGUGGCUCUGUUGCUCUCAUUUCCUGGACUCUGGCCAUGGUUUGGCUCCUGCUUCUGCUGCUAUCAGCAUGUCUGCAAGCUGGAUGCUCAGCAAGAUCCAACAGAGAAAAUACCUAUGGGGUGAACCAGCCAGCACGUCUCUCUGGUGUCCAGGGCGGCUCCAUCGAGAUCCCAUUCUCCUUCUACUUCCCCUGGAGGUUGGCAGAGGAUCCUCAGAUGAGAAUAACGUGGAGAUGGAAGCACUUCCAUGGGGACUUUAUCUACAACUCCACCCCACUUUUCAUACAUGAGCAUUUCAAGAACAGGCUCACCCUGGACUGGACACCAGGUCAGACAUCCGGAGUUUUCAGAAUUCUGAACCUUCAGGAAGAUGACCAGACCUCGUAUUUCUGUAAAGUUUUUCUGCUAACGACAGAAGGCAGGAAGAGCUGGCAGUCGAUUGAGGGGACCCAACUCACCGUGACACCUGCAGGCAGCACCACCAUGAGGAACCCCUCCACCCUCCCCUCUGCAGUCACCACAGCUGGAAGCAGGGACACAGAGGGCCAGAGGAGCCCUUCACUGGUCAUCCUGGGAGCCAUGGUCGGGAUGGUGGUGGCCAAGGCAGUGCUCAUAACCCCAAUCUCUGUGUUGCUGAUCUUCCUCUGGUGGAAGAAAAGGCAGCAGAGUGAAGCCUAAAUUCCAGGCCGCAGAGCCUGUCAUCCCACGAAGCAUCUGAGGGGCUGGACAGAGGUUUAUCAUGAGAGCCCUGCCAGGAGCCAGACAGAUGGUCCAGUCAGAGAAGCAUGGCUCACGGGUAGGAGGAGCGUAGUUAGGCCCUGAGCACCCACAUUGUAAGCCAGGGAGGGGCAGGAACUUGUAAUCUCAGCCCUGGAAAACCAAGAGACAUGGAGAGUCUUGGGGUUGGAUGUCCAGCUAUGCUGGACUAACUAGUGAGUUCCAGGCCAACAAGAGUCCAUGUCUUUAAAAACAUGUGGAUUCCUUUGGUGAUGAAUCAUGGAUGUAACAUUUUUCUAAAUUUAUUUCAAUUAUGGAUUUUGAAAUUAUAAAUAAAUGGACAUAAAAUAUUAUAAGUCAGUGAGAUAGCUCAGGGGGAAGAGGAGCCUGCCGCCAGCUAGCUGACCUGGCUGUGAUUCCUGAGGACACAAAAGGUACAAAGAGAAAGUGACUCUGGAAAAUGUGACUCCCUCUCAGGGUCACACACAGGUGCCUGGUGAGAGACCAUGUUGGUGAGUCCUUAGCUAACAGACCUCCAGGUGCCAGGAUCUCUCACCAGGGAGGGGAGCUGACAUCACAGUAGUGACUGGUGGCCUCACACCCUGCUUCCCACCCCCUUCCCUGCCUCCUGCCUGGGAAUCAGAGCACAUACCUGCAGGAUGGUGCUGGGAACAUCUGUCCUUGGACAGCUAGAAGAGAACCCCACUUCUGCCAUAUGAGUUCUGAUUUCCUGUCCUUGGAUCCCAGGUCAUCCUGUCUGUCUGUGGACAUGUGAGCAUGACUGUGCUGUUCUCUGUCUGUUCAUGGAGUCAAUAACACUUUUAAUAAAUGUCUUUCUCCCAGAA
Messenger RNA from Meriones unguiculatus (Mongolian gerbil), 2411 nucleotides. Its product is annotated as paired immunoglobulin-like type 2 receptor beta-2. The coding region runs from base 886 to 1527 and encodes 213 amino acids. Lineage: Eukaryota; Metazoa; Chordata; Mammalia; Rodentia; Muridae. Gene Ontology annotation, molecular function: MHC class I protein binding. The transcript is spliced from 6 exons. The record is from RefSeq and is a predicted model, not a curated record.